UCUCGUUUUUACCCAACCGAAGAUGUUCCUAAAAAAUUGGCUCAYCGUAAGAAGCCAGGCAAGACCAAACUCAGACAGAACAUUGUCCCGGGUACUGUUCUUAUUCUGCUUGCUGGUAACCAUCGUGGCAAGAGAGUGAUCUUCUUGAAGCAGCUUGAGUCUGGUCUUCUUCUUGUCACUGGACCCUACAAAGUAAAUGGUGUUCCUCUUAGAAGAGUAGCGCAAAGUUAUGUCAUAGCAACUGGAACGACGCUUGAUGUUAGUAAGGUUAAAGUACCUGCACAUCUUGAUGAUGAAUACUUCAAGAGAGAACCCAAGAAGAAGAAGAGAACUGAGGACAUGUUUGAAGACACACCUGAGGAGAGGAAAGUCAGUGACAAGCGUGUAGAGGACCAGAAGACAGUUGAUGAUCAAAUUCUGCCACUUAUUUCCAAUGUCGCACACAUGAAAAAGUAUCUCCAAACCCUUUUCAGUCUGCGACAUGGCCAAUACCCUCAUGAAAUGAAGUUCUAAGCAGCCAGACACAAUAAUAAAAAAUCUUGUGAAUA
Exaiptasia diaphana is the source of this 548-nucleotide messenger RNA. RefSeq names its product 60S ribosomal protein L6. Gene Ontology annotation, biological process: ribosomal large subunit assembly; cytoplasmic translation. Gene Ontology annotation, molecular function: RNA binding; structural constituent of ribosome. Gene Ontology annotation, cellular component: cytosolic large ribosomal subunit; ribosome. NCBI's taxonomy places the organism in Eukaryota, Metazoa, Cnidaria, Anthozoa, Actiniaria, Aiptasiidae. The record is from RefSeq and is a predicted model, not a curated record.